AUAGGCAUGUGAACGCCGUAUGAUUCCAGUAGCGCUUCCUGGAUAGCGCUGCAGAUGCUCUACAAAACGGUUUAUUUAGGUUUUUAUAACUAAUUUGCUUCUGUUGCCACAAUUAAAAUGCAGCUUAUAAUUUUGGUUUCGUUGUUCGCUGUCGGUGCAAUGGCGGGAAAGUACUCAAAAGAAAUGAAUGAAAAAAAUGCGUCUGAUAAAAGCAACAACCAGGUGGAAUUUAGGAUUGCCAAACUAAAUCAGGUUUGGGAAAAGGCGAUAAGGAUGCAGCUUGCACCGGUCCGUCUGUCAGAACUACACAGUGACUUGAAAAUCCAAGAAAAAGAUGAACUUCAAUGGAAAAAACUCAAAGCAGAAGGGAUGGACGAAGAUGGAGAGAGAGAAGCCAAGCUCAGGCGAAAUUUUAAUAUUAUUCUUGCAAAGUAUGGAAUGGAUGGGAAAAAAGACACCCGAACAUUGGACAGCAACAGACUGAAAGAUCAUGAAGUUAAAGUUGGAGACACAUUUGAUGACCCAAAGUUGGACAAGCUGUGGAAUAAGGCCAGAACUUCUGGAAAAUUCUCUGAUGAGGAACUCCAGACCUUACAUAGAGAAUUCCAGCAUCACAAAGACAAGAUCCAUGAGUAUAACAUUGUCAUGGACACUGUCAGCCGGACUGAAGAGAUCCAUAAGAACGUGAUCAGUCCUCUGGAGGGGGAUGUGAAGGAGAACGUUCUUCAUCAGAAACACACAGAUCUGAAGCAGAGAAUGAGGGAUCUAAACCAGGGCUUUGAGCGUCUCCGCAAGAUCACCCACGAGGGCUACACUGAUGACAGCGAAUUUAGGGAGCCACGAGUCAUUGAGCUGUGGGAGAUGGCAAAAAGAUCCAACCUCAGCGAAGAUGAACUUGAUUCUCUUAAAGAGGAACUCCGACACUUUGAAACAAAGGUGGAGAAGCACCAGCACUAUCAGGAGCAGCUGGAACUGUCUCAUCAGAAACUGAAGCAUGUGGAGGCUCUGGGAGAUGAGGAUCACAUUAUGAGAAACAAAGAGAAAUACAACACUCUGGCUGAGAAAGCACGGGAGAUGGGAUACAAGAUGAAGAAGCACUUGCAGGAUUUAACGAACAAGCUUUCCAAAAAUGGAUUACAACACAAUGAACUCUGAGCACUCUUUUCCUCAGCAUGGCAGCACUACAGUUAGUUAUGAUCACAUAUGGAGUGUUAUUCCACACUGAUUGGCUGGGGUUAUGAAGGUAAGGUGCACAGCAUUUCCACUGGAAAGUCAAACCAAUUAUUAAAUAAUGAGAUUUUUUUUUAUGGUACGGAGCAGUGAACAGUUCUGUGCAUUCUGUUCAUUAUCCAUGUUCUAUUUGUUGUGGCCAAAUUUGUAUGAAUUUCAUGAUACUUGCUAAAAAAUGAACUGAAACACGUGUAGCUUCCCACAAACAUGUGGGUGCAAUAGAACUUCACAACAAAACCACACAAGAAGGCUCGCAAAGUUUUCAAUGUAAACUUUUAAGCUUCCAUUUGAGCAAUCUCCUAAAGCUGAGCAUCUUAACAUUUAAAGAAAGGCUCAAUUGAACUCUGCCAUGAAAAAUGGUGCCAUCCCAAUGCAGGUUUGAUGUUAUAUCCAGAUAACCUCUGUUACGAGCUAAACCUGGCAGAUUGAGGACAAUAGAUGUGCUUUAAUGGAAAAAGCUGCAGUGAAAUGGAGAACCAGAAGCUAAGGCCAGGCACAAAAGUAAAGCAGGUCUUGAAUCAGCCGUUAUAUUUACCAAACAGCAUUGAGUGCAGAUAUUAUCAACAUGAUUGACAGCUUUGUCCAGAGUUAGACUUGAAUCAUCCUGACUGUUAGAUAUUUAAAGAUUUGUUACAAAAAUUCAAACUACAAACUGAUUCUAUUCUAUGACAAUGUAAGUACUCAAUCGACAGAAUUUUAUGAUUUUGUGUAGAACACAUGCUAUAAUCCAGUAUUGUAAUUCAUGAUCAGGAAUGUGUUGUCUGUUAAUAAUAGGAUCUCUUUUGUAUAAGUCUAUGUUCUGCUCAUGUCAUGUCAGUCGCACAUUUCAUAAUAAAACAAACUAACCAUUUUUU
Danio rerio (zebrafish) is the source of this 2084-nucleotide messenger RNA. It is a transcript of the gene lrpap1, whose product is annotated as low density lipoprotein receptor-related protein associated protein 1. The record is from RefSeq and is marked validated. Gene Ontology annotation, cellular component: endoplasmic reticulum. NCBI's taxonomy places the organism in Eukaryota, Metazoa, Chordata, Actinopteri, Cypriniformes, Danionidae. Gene Ontology annotation, molecular function: low-density lipoprotein particle receptor binding; receptor antagonist activity; heparin binding.